Messenger RNA from Suillus subaureus, 1050 nucleotides. RefSeq lists its product as uncharacterized. Gene Ontology annotation, biological process: fungal-type cell wall organization; signal transduction involved in filamentous growth; establishment of cell polarity. The record is from RefSeq and is a predicted model, not a curated record. The transcript has 2 exons. Gene Ontology annotation, molecular function: osmosensor activity. Gene Ontology annotation, cellular component: site of polarized growth; plasma membrane; cell surface. Lineage: Eukaryota; Fungi; Basidiomycota; Agaricomycetes; Boletales; Suillaceae. The coding region runs from base 1 to 1050 and encodes 349 amino acids.
AUGAUGUCAUUGUCAAGUACCUAUAUUUCUACGACCACGAAUUCCAAUUACCAGUACCUGUCCACGGUCUCGUCUCUGCUGGUCAAUACCGCCACGUCCACACCCAUAGCCUCCCCAACUAAUUCAAAUCCUGACCUCCCAACGACAACGUUCUCGCUUGCAUCCGCUCCACCAGCCAGUCAGCCUUCUGCAGCACCAAUCCCGACGUAUCUCCCAACGGCCAUUAUGCCACAGCCUACGCUCAAUGUCAAAAAUGUGCCAACUACUGACACCCUGAUCAGCGUGCUGUUCAAUCAGUCCCUUAACUGGGAAUGGGUUGCAACGAAUUCGGAUACCCAAGGACAGAUAUUCGAGUACUUCCCCUCGAUAAUUGCAACAGCACUUGGAAUUGAUGCUUCUCAGGUACAAAGCUACGAGCUGCUGGUCUAUGAACCCUCGUCGUACACCGGCAUUCAAGACGUUGCACUGCUUGGUACAAUCUGGCAGGGUUAUCUCCCUAAUGACCAGGUCUCCACACUCGCUUCGCUUAUCUCCAAUAAAAAGUCCUCGUUCUAUACUGGACAAGAAGGCAGUAUACCCGCGUCGCUUGCCCAAUGUGUUGACCCCACUCUUGCAUUGGCAUCCAUCUCAGGUCCCGCUCCAGGCGGCGGCAACUCCAGCAGUAGUCUAAAUUCUUCUAAAGUCCGCCAGGACGCGAUCAUCGGUGUCGUAACGUCGCUCGGUGCCAUCGCACUCAUCAUCCUUGCCAUCGUUGCUUAUCGGUACUACAAGCGCCGAAAAGAGGUCGCGCAUCGCCGUCUCUCGGAAACUGUCGGCGAUCCCGCAGGCGUACGCCCCGAUGGUCAGGAUUUUGAUCGGGACAGUAUCGGCGGCCAGCGAAGGCGGAGCUUUUACUACGCGGAAGACAGUUUACGUGGAUACCAAGGUGUCCGGAGUGAUGAUGAUGGCUACGAGCGCCGAAUCUCUCCUCCUGUCAUGAGGGAGCGCCGUCACCUCAACCCUGGAGUUAUUUCCGCUCCUGUUCUGCAAGAGAGCAGCAUGAACUGGUGA